Messenger RNA from Chlamydomonas reinhardtii, 1763 nucleotides. RefSeq lists its product as uncharacterized. The record is from RefSeq and is a predicted model, not a curated record. Lineage: Eukaryota; Viridiplantae; Chlorophyta; Chlorophyceae; Chlamydomonadales; Chlamydomonadaceae. The transcript has 4 exons. The coding region runs from base 85 to 492 and encodes 135 amino acids.
CCUAAAAUCUAUAUGUCGUUCGUUUAAAAGUUACUACACUGCUUGCCGCCAGGGAGCUAUAUUUACCACAGUCCUCGCCCAAGAAUGCUGCGCGUGCACACCAUCCCUUUCUCUGCCGUGAGCCGCACCUCCAGCAGUGCUAGGCCCGUAGUCAUCGGGCGGCAGCAAAUCAAGGCUGCGCCGGUUGCUGUGCGGCGCUCAUCGUUCCGUUGCUGGGCCGCGAGUCCCGAGACGCCAGCCGGCGCUCCGGCUGAGGAGUUCCAGGGCCUGCUCCCAGACGAGGAUGCUGAGGUUCCGGGCAACUACUUUGACGCCAUGGACCCCAAGACAAAGCUGGGCAAGGCCGUGCGUGCCGCCGUGGACGAGCUGAACCACCUCAAUGCGAUGGAGCUGGAAAACCUGCAGAAGGCGGACUCGCUGCUGAAGAAGCUCGGCCUCAAGUCCUCCAUCUUCCAGGUGCCGGAGGGUCAGAAGGCGGAGGAGUCGCAGUGAGCCGCAAGCUGUCACAACGCAAUACGCCAAAAGAUACUAGGUUGGUGAGCCCGACUUCUUGUGGGUGCAGAGGCUACAUGGAAUGGCCACAUGCUGGGGGUCAUGCCACUGGGGUCAUGCCAGAGUGCCAGGCAUGUUUGCUAGGGCUACGUGUUGGGGUUGUUGAGGUGAAGGUGAAACAUGGCCGCCCGGCAACGCAGAACGAUUUCAGUAUCGGGGAACAGAGUGAUAGAUUUUCACUUGUGAAGGUGGAACAUGACCGCCCGGCAACGCAGGAAGGAUUUCAGUAUCGAGGAACAUAGUGAUAGGUUUUUGGGCUGAGCCCCCCGAGCGAAGCGAUCCAGGUGGGGCGAAGCCCCCCAGGAUUGCCCCUGUCCGUGCCUGUUCGGCCUCAGACUGUGGAGGGGCUCAGCCCCUUUUCCCGUGACCGGGGAACACUUGUCACUUGUCUACAAGGUGAAAUGCGUGGUACGGUCUGGUCAUGCUUUUGUAUGCCGUAUAUGGGACCGGCUGAAUGCAGCCACGCAGACCGUGCACCUUGAGUAUGUGUGCUCGGGCGGAAGCGGCCUUUGUCUGGUUUUGACGGGGUGGUGUGUGCCCUUGCUGGAUUCCCGGGCCACUUCUCCUGAUUCCGGGUACCUAAGGACAAGGCUUGGCCUGCUUCCGUCUGAGCUUUGACGCGUGCGUGCUGCGGCAUCAGCGUCUGCGUUCGAGGCUGGCCACCUGGGCAAAUGGGGGUAGACGGAGUGAUGGACAGGGGUGGUCUGGAACGGUGAAGCCGUAUCGAGCAGGUGUAGGUGACUGGAUGGGCCAGGAUACGGUUGGCAGAAUGGGAUGACUGCUUCAAGGCACCGUGUGAAGAAAGCGUCAAGGUGGCAUGCGCGGCGCCGCGGCGGGCGUGGGCAGCGGGUGAAGCGUGGAACCAGGGGCGACUGUAAGUUUGCGUGGCUAAGUGAAUGGAGAGAUGGGAAAGGGAAAGGGGCGGGUUGGCGUACUGUGUGCAGCGUAUUCCCAGACCCAACAUUCAAUUUGCGACGUCAAGGCAUGAGCGCGUGGCUUGUAUAACGCCGGAGUUACUGUACCGAGACAUCGCUGACUUGCUGUCAGGAGUCAAGGCAGGGCAGAGACAGAGCAGGACAGGUCGCAGAUGGGACAGGGUGUGCAGCCACUGCGGGUCACUGCAGUCAGUGCAGUGACUGCAGUCUGCAGCGCAGCUCUGCAUGACGCAGCAUGUCCUGCCAGUAUGCUGCAUCAUGUCUUUUAAGUGAAAU